AUGAAGGCGCUGGGCGAGGUGGUGAAGGCACUGGAGAAAGUGGAGGAGUCGCGCAUCGCAGCCCUGGAGCUGCAGCUGCGCGUGGAGCGCCACCGGCACGGGCGGAGCCUCGCCCCGGUCGCCGUUGCUCACAAGUCGACGGGGGUCACGCCGGCCCUGCUGGGCAUCGUCGACGGGGCCUCGGACCAGCCUGGCCUCGCCCGGGCCCUGCCGGCCCUCAGCCGGGCGACGCCUUCUAGGCCAGGGCAGGCUCCGCCGGGGCCCGACAACCAGGCCUCGCCUUCUAGGCCAGGGCAGGCUCCGCCGGGCCCCGACAACCAGGCCUCGCCUUCUAGGCCAGGGCAGGCUCCGCCGGGCCCAGACAACCAGGCCUCGCCUUCUAGGCCAGGGCAGGCUCCGCCGGGCCCAGGCAGCCAGGCCUCGCCUUCUAGGCCAGGGCAGGCUCCGCCGGGCCCCGACAACCAGGCCUCGCCUUCUAGGCUAGGGCAGGCUUCGCCGGGCCCGGGCCGGGCCUCCGCGAGUCCGCAGCGGGCGCCCUCGGCGCGGAGCGCUAUCGAUCGGUCCCAAACGGGUCGGGGCCAGGCGUCAGCGAGUCAGGGCGAGGCCCGGGGCGGUCCCAGCCCAGGCUCGCCGGGCACCACGGAGCCGGCGUUGGCCUCGUUCGGGGACGGGGCCCCCGAUGGGACCGACUGCGGGCGGUCUAAAGUCGGCCGGGAGCAGGGGACGCUGGAGUCCGUGCCGGGCCCGGCUUGGGCUGGGCCAGACGAGACCUCGUGCGUGAGCGCCCUGGAGCAGGCCUGGCCCGGCCGAGGGCGCCCUCUGCCGGCCCCGAGCAACGCCUUCGCCCUCGCCGGCGGCUGGGAGCGGUCGGGGCGUGGCCUGGACGCUGGAGGAGCUCCCCGGCGGUCCGUCGCCACGACGACUGGUCCAGAGCAGGCCUCGUCCGUGACCUGCCUCGACCUGGGCCCAGUUCAGGCUUCUUUGGUUAGGUCAGAUCAGGCUGCUCUAGCUAGGCCCGACCAGGCCUCAGCCAUGUCCUGGCCCGACCUGGGCCCUGCUCAGGCUUCUUUUGCUAGGCCAGUUCAGGCUUCUCCAGCUAGGCCAGACCAGGCCUCAGCCAUGACCUGGCCCGACCUGGGCCCUGCUCAGGCUUCUUUUGCUAGGCCAGUUCAGGCUUCUCCAGCUAGGCCAGACCAGACCUCAGCCAUGACCUGGCCCGACCUAGGCCUAGCUCAGGCUUCUCCAGCUAGGCCGGACAAGGCCUCAGCCAUGACCUGGCCUGACCUAGGCCCUGUUCAGGCUUCUCCAGCUAGGCCCGACCAGGCCUCAGCCAUGACCUGGUCCGAGCUGGGCCCAGUUCAGGCUUCUUUGGCUAGGCCAGAACAGGCCUCAACCAUGACCUGCCUCGACCUGGGCCCAGUUCAGGCUUCUCCAGCUAUGCCAGACCAGGCCUCGUCCAUUACCUGCCUCGACCUGGGCCCAGUUCAGGCUUCUCCAGCUAGGCCCGACCAGGCCUCAACCAUGACCUGGCCCGACCUAGGCCCAGUUCAGGCUUCUCCAGCUAGGCCCGACCAGGCCUCAGCCAUGACCUGGGCCGACCUGGGCCCAGUUCAGGCUUCUCCAGCUAGGCCAGUUCAGGCUUCUCCAGCUAGGCCAGAACAGGCCUCGUCAAUUACCUGCCUCGACCUUGGCCCAGUUCAGGCUUCUCCAGCUAGGCCAGAACAGGCCUCAACCAUGACCUGGCCCGACCUAAGCCCAGUUCAGGCUUCUCCAGCUAGGCCCGACCAGGCCUCAACCAUGACCUGGCCCGACCUAGGCCCAGUUCAGGCUUCUUCGGCUAGGCCAGUUCAGGCUUCUUUGGCUAGGCCAGACCAGGCCUCGUCCAUUACCUGCCUCGACCUGGGCCCAGUUCAGGCUUCUUUGGCUAGGCCCGACCAGGCCUCAACCAUGACCUGGCCCGACCUAGGCCCAGUUCAAGCUUCUCCAGCUAGGCCCGACCAGGCCUCAGCCAUGACCUGGCCCGACCUGGGCCCAGUUCAGGCUUCUCCAGCUAGGCCAGUUCAGGCUUCUCCAGCUAGGCCAGAACAGGCCUCGUCAAUUACCUGCCUCGACCUGGGCCCAGUUCAGGCUUCUCCGGCUAGGCCCGACCAGGCCUCAACCAUGACCUGCCUCGACCUGGGCCCAGUUCAGGCUUCUCCAGCUAGGCCCGACCAGGCCUCGUCCGCCCCCGUCUGGCGCCCCAGCGACACGGCGGUGCCUAUUCUGGAGUCCCCGUCACCAAACGGCGGUGAUGGCACAGCCGCGGCUCCACAGACGCCUCUGAGGUCGAUCAUGAAGAGGGGCGGAGCUCGCAAGGACCCCGCGGCUGCCUCGGGCGUCCACAGGAAGAGCCUCAAGUUCAUGGACGCCAACGGAGGUCCCCUCCCCUUCCUGUCUAGUCCCCUCCUCUUCCUGUCGAGUCCCCGCCCCUCUUUCUAG
Molecule: messenger RNA, 2478 nt
Organism: Petromyzon marinus (sea lamprey)
Lineage: Eukaryota; Metazoa; Chordata; Hyperoartia; Petromyzontiformes; Petromyzontidae
Source: RefSeq, a predicted model, not a curated record